CGUGCCACGAUCAGCAACCGAUUUUCAGAAUAGUUGGUAAAAAGUUUGUAAAGCCAGCCAGGGCUCACGCUCCACGAAUUUCCGAAGACGAGGAUUGAAAGGAGACGGAAGGAUUUGUGAGAUGACGAACGUGGACGACUAACAAAUGACGGAAUUCUUUGCUGAAUGCAUCGAAAUAUAAAGUUGGAUAUAUACACAAAAGAUGUGGAAAGUUCAAUCGACUUUGAGCAUUUUCACAGUAUUGCUCAUAAUAAGAUUUACAAAAGCUGAUUAUUACGAGUAUAAUCAAGAUCAAUACCGACAAAGUAAUGCUCCUUUUAAAUGUAUAGAAGAGGGUUAUCAUCCCGAUUCGCAUGACUGCAGAGUUUACUAUAGAUGUGUAGAUUGGGGCAACGGCAGCCCGUUAACGACUUUCAAAUUUGAAUGCGGAGUAGGCACAGUGUUCUCGAAGGAUAAGGGAGACAUUUGUACGCAUCCAGAAGAUAGUGGUCGACCUGAAUGUGGCAGCUCCGAGAAUGAACUCGAUUCGAAUAUACAAGAUCCUCCUUCUCCUACAUGGACAACAACAAUACGAACAACUAUGUGGUCACAAUCAACUAUGAUACAGUCCCCAAUAACUAAACCAUCUACAAUCACGACUGAAGCUGCGACAACAAUAAAAAAACCAGAAACAACAAUACUACCACCACUAACAAAUCGACCACCUAUAGACGAACCGGAUAAUAACAUUGUUAAUUGUCAAAAUGAAUAUCAAACAUGUACACAAGAAGGAUUUUUAGCCGAUACUUGUGAUUGCAAAAAAUUUUACAGAUGCGUAAACGAAGGGUACGGAAGGUUUACAAAAUAUGAGUUUAAGUGUGGCGAUAAAACUGUUUGGGAUCCAGAAAUUCAAGCAUGUAAUCACGCUUGGGCUGUUACGAGGAAAGACUGUAGGCAGAAUUUGGAAACUGGGAAUAAUAAUGGACAAUGGAACGGUGACACUGGAGACAACAGUGGACAAUGGAAUGGUGAUACUGGUAGUCCAGGGCAACCAGGACAGCCUGGAGAUCCAAAUGGUCAACCAGGACAACCUGGAGAUCCAAAUGGCCAACCAGGAUCAUCGGGUAGCCCAGGCUUUCCGGGAUCCCCAGGAACACCGGGUUCUCCAGGCUCUCCGGGAUAUCCAGGGACACCAGGUUCACCGGGUAGUCCAGGCUCUCCGGGAUACCCAGGAACACCGGGUUCUCCAGGCUCUCCGGGAUAUCCAGGGACACCAGGUUCACCAGGUAGUCCAGGGUCGCCAGGAUACCCAGGAACACCGGGUUCUCCAGGUUCUCCGGGAUAUCCGGGAACAUCACCGGGUUCUCCAGGCACUCCAGGUUCUCCAGGUAGUCCAGGCACUCCAGGUAGUCCAGGGUCUCCGGGAUACCCGGGGACACCGGGUAGUCCAGGCACUCCGGGAUACCCAGGAACACCGGGUUCUCCAGGAUCUCCAGGAUAUCCGGGAACAUCACCGGGUUCUCCAGGUACUCCGGGUUCUCCGGGUAGUCCAGGCACUCCGGGAUACCCAGGAACACCCGGUUCUCCAGGCUCUCCAGGAUAUCCGGGAACAUCACCGGGUUCUCCAGGCACUCCGGGUUCUCCGGGUAGUCCAGGCACUCCGGGAUACCCAGGAACACCCGGUUCUCCAGGAUAUCCGGGAACAUCACCGAGUUCUCCAGGCACUCCGGGAUACCCAGGGACACCGGGUUCUCCAGGCACUCCAGGUUCGCCAGGUAGUCCAGGCUCUCCGGGAUAUCCAGGAACACCGGGUUCUCCAGGCUCUCCGGGUUCUCCAGGUAAUCCAGGCUCUCCGGGAUACCCGGGAACACCGGGUUCUCCAGGCACUCCGGGUUCUCCGGGUAUUCCAGGCACUCCGGGAUACCCAGGAACACCCGGUUCUCCAGGUUCUCCAGGAUAUCCGGGAACAUCACCAGGUUCUCCAGGCAUUCCGGGAUACCCAGGGACACCGGGUUCUCCAGGCACUCCGGGUUCGCCGGGUAGUCCAGGCACUCCAGGCACACCGGGUUCUCCAGGCUCUCCGGGAUAUCCGGGGACACCGGGUUCUCCAGGCACUCCAGGUUCGCCGGGUAGUCCAGGCUCUCCGGGAUAUCCAGGAACACCGGGUUCUCCAGGCUCUCCGGGUUCUCCAGGUAGUCCAGGUUCGCCGGGUUCUCCAGGCUCUCCGGGAUACCCAGGCACACCGGGUUCUCCAGGCUCUCCGGGAUACCCGGGGACACCGGGUUCUCCAAGCUCUCCGGGAUAUCCGGGAACACCGGAUUCUCCAGGCACUCCAGGUUCGCCGGGUAGUCCAGGCUCUCCGGGAUAUCCAGGAACACCGGGUUCUCCAGGCACUCCGGGUUCGCCGGGUAGUCCAGGCACUCCAGGUUCGCCGGGUUCUCCAGGCUCUCCGGGAUACCCAGGCACACCGGGUUCUCCAGGCUCUCCGGGAUAUCCGGGGACACCGGGUUCUCCAGGCACUCCAGGUUCUCCGGGUAGUCCAGGCACUCCGGGAUAUCCAGGAAGACCAGGUUCUCCAAGCAGUCCAAGCAUUCCUGGAUCCCCUGGAAAUCCAGACUCACCGAAUUCAUCUGUUAAUCAACCGUCAACAGGUAUUUGUACAGCAGAAGGGUUUUUCUCCGAUCCACAAGAUUGUCGCAAGUUUUAUCGGUGUGUCGAUAAUGGCAUGUCCUCCUUUAUAAAAUACGACUUUCAAUGUGGUGCUGAAACUGUUUGGGAUCCGUCCAUUCAGAAUUGCAAUUAUGCUAAUGCUGUACCGCAUUGCAAUCAGGCAAAUGGUGCAAUUACAGAUAAACCCGACACAUCGCUGAAUGAAAUAAAUAGUACAAUUGGACCAGAUACAAGUAAAUUACCAUCGCAAUCUCCUGAAAACUCGACUUUGCCACCGACAUCUUCAAAACCAGAGAUACAAUCUUCGGCUCAACCUGAUAGCACUACCAGUCCCAUUGCACCAUCUCAGACGACGUCAACUUCUUAUUUGCCACCCAGUAGUACAUACUCGUCUUCGACAAUGCAAGUUACCGAAUCUGUUUCUUAUGUUCCUCCUGCACAUAUGACUACUACAUCUGUAUCUUAUUUGCCACCCUCGACUACUACCAGCGGAAUAUCUGAAUCUACACCCGAAUCUGUUUCAUAUUUGCCACCUGAUACUAGUACAACUACUUUGCCAAGUUCUGCUUCGUCAGCUGCAUCUUCACCUCAGAAUGAAAAAUACAAGUGUACUAAAGAAGGUUUCUUUCCGGACCCUGAUAACUGCAAACAAUUCUAUCGUUGCGUUCAAAACCAAUCCGGAUAUCAAAAAUACGAAUUUAAAUGCAGUUCUGGCACAGCAUGGGAUCAAUUAAUACAAACGUGUAAUUAUAUUGAUAAAGUAGCUUCAUGUUCACCAGGUAGCAAUGAAAUCGAUCAAGGUCUUGAUUCCAAUACUCCUACAUCUGAACUUCCUGCCAUGAGUAGUUCCACAACUGUUUCUAGUCAAACAAUUGCGACUACAUCUCCAAUUCCAAUUUCUACCGAAAGCACUACAACUACCAGUACUCCAAGUGAAACAUCAGACAAGACAGAGUCAUCAUCGACAACAAGUACAUCUGUUAGUAGUAGCGAAACUCCCGCUUCAGAAAAACCAGAAGAGAUUCAAAUGCCUGGUUCUAGUACAGAAAGUUCAUCUUCAUCCUCAUCUGAAUCUACUUCUGAAUCAAAUGAAGGAUCAUCUUCAUCUACAUCAGAAUCACAUACACCAGAUUGUGCGACACAAAAGCCGAGCAACGCAAUAGUAUGCAAGAACGAAGGAUUUUAUCCGCAUCCAACCAGGUGCGAUCAAUUCUAUCGCUGCGUCAAUAAUGGCAAUGGUUUUAAUGUAUAUCAUUUUGACUGCCCACCAGGCACUAUUUUUGAUUCCAGCAUCAAUGUAUGCAAUUAUCCUGAAUCUGUUCAAUCCGCAAAAGAUUGUACGACUGGAAAUAUUUCAAGCAAUGUAGAAUCGACAACUCAAUCCGGAACGCCUGAACAAUCGACAUCAGAGGGAACUGCUACUGUAGCUACACAGAGCACAACUCAGCAAACAGAAGAAAGUACAACGACUGAGCUUGGUACGUCUACUUCAGAAGAAAGCGCUCCUACUUCUACAGAAUCAACGACAUCAAAUAUACCAGAGAGUAGCGAAAGUAUGAUAGAGUCUACGACUGAAUCCACUACUGCCACUACAGAAACUGCUAUCGAUUCUAGCACUUCUGAACAAAGUAGCGAAGCUACAACUGAAGCUGCUGUUUCCACAGAAUCCGAAACAUCUACGACCGAGUCUCAAAAACAAUCUACGGAAUCCCAGGAACAAUCGACAACUGAAGAAUCUCAGGAGCAAUCAACAACAGAGUCAAAAGAACCAUCUACUACAGAAACUCAAGAACAAUCAACAACCGAAUUACAGGAACAAUCCACGACAGAAUCUCAAGAACAAACAACGACUGAAUCAUCAGAAUCGACAACAGCGGAACAAGGAGCACCUUGUUCUAUAGGCAAUUUAACUGAUGAUCAAAUAACUCUAGUUUGUCCCACUGGCUUCCGAAGGCAUCCGAAACAUUGUAAUCUAUUCUAUCAAUGUAGUUCCGAAGACAUGGAAAUAAAGAUUCUCGUAUUGAGUUGUCCCGAAAAUACCAUUUUUGACGAGAAAAAGAUUCAAUGUCUACCCGAAAGUGAAAGCAGUCAACCAUGCAUGGGAACCAAGUCAAGCGCCAGAUUUUAUAGAAGAUUAGAAGAUCAUGCUUUAUCACCUGUAAAGGUAUCGUCAAAUCAGCUUUGUCCGCAAGAAGGACAUUUUCCUUAUCAACAAGGUUGCAGCAAUACCUUUUACAAGUGUAAACGUGAUGUCCGAAACAGUUUACAGGGAUACCUCUAUAAAUGUCCUGAAAACUUUGUUUAUUGGUCGGUCUCCAGAAGAUGCGAACGUGUGACACGUCUCCCGAUGUGUUCGCAUUUGUCGUACAGAGACAAAAUUGAUUGGAAUGAUCGAUGGCAAAUACCGAUCGAAGAUUUUAAUCUUUCCGCCAGAAUGCUACACUUCUCUUGAUUGCUUAAUGAUAUUUCCUAUAUUCUACAUUCUUAGUAAAUACGAGUUGCAAAUUUGCCAUAAUAAUGUCUAUAGAAACAUAUAUUUUUUUUAAUUAAUUGUCAUUCUCUAUGAAAAUGUGGAAUAAUUGAA
This is a messenger RNA of Trachymyrmex septentrionalis, 5233 nucleotides long. RefSeq names its product mucin-12-like. The transcript has 5 exons. Gene Ontology annotation, molecular function: chitin binding. Bases 203 to 5101 code for a protein of 1632 amino acids. The record is from RefSeq and is a predicted model, not a curated record. Gene Ontology annotation, cellular component: extracellular region. Lineage: Eukaryota; Metazoa; Arthropoda; Insecta; Hymenoptera; Formicidae.